Messenger RNA from Oncorhynchus nerka (sockeye salmon), 1465 nucleotides. It is a transcript of the gene aifm2, whose product is annotated as apoptosis inducing factor mitochondria associated 2. Lineage: Eukaryota; Metazoa; Chordata; Actinopteri; Salmoniformes; Salmonidae. The record is from RefSeq and is a predicted model, not a curated record. Gene Ontology annotation, molecular function: flavin adenine dinucleotide binding; electron-transferring-flavoprotein dehydrogenase activity. Gene Ontology annotation, biological process: positive regulation of apoptotic process; apoptotic mitochondrial changes. Gene Ontology annotation, cellular component: cytoplasm; mitochondrion. The transcript is spliced from 9 exons. The coding region runs from base 116 to 1231 and encodes 371 amino acids.
UAGGACAGCCAAUAGCUACUUUCCUUACUGAGGCAAAACACUGAGAGAAGACGGGAAACCACGCUGGAAAGUAACGACGACGAAGCGGUUGUAGCAUACAUUUUGCCUACAGACAAUGGGCAGCCAGGUAUCUGUAGACAAUGUUCAUGUUGUGGUGGUUGGCGGGGGUUUCGGUGGCACCGCCGCCGCACAACAGCUCAAAUCCAGGGGGAUACCAUUCACCCUCAUUGACCUCCGUGACGCCUUUCAUCACAAUGUGGCUGCCCUCCGUGCCUCUGUUCAGAGUGGCUUUGCCCAGCAGACCUUCAUCCCAUAUUUGAAGACGUUUGGAGAGAAUUUCCUUCAGGGGCGAGUCAUAUGGGUGGACCCAGUGUCACAGACUGUAGCGUUGGAUGGAGGAAAGGAAGUUCAUUACUCACACCUUAUACUGUGCACUGGCACAGACGGCCCUUUCCCGGGGAAGUACAACAUGGUGGCCUCCUAUCAGACAGCCAUCCAGAAGUAUGAGGACAUUGUGAAGGAGGUCCAGGCCGCAGGUUCGGUUCUUGUGGUAGGUGGUGGAUCCACUGGUGUAGAGAUGGCUGCAGAGAUCAAAACAGAAUAUCCAGACAAGAAGGUGAUCCUGAUCCAUUCCCGUGUUGGCCUAGCCGACCCAGAGCUGCUGCCCAGUGUCAGGCAACAGGCUAAGGAGGUGCUGCUGGAGAAAGGGGUGGAGCUGCUACUGGGGCAGAAAGUUUCUAACCUGUCUCUACUGGAGCUCAAUGUGACCAACAAGAACAUGGUUAUCAUGACAGACAAGGAUACAGAGAUCACUGCAGACCUCGUCAUCUGCUGCACAGGCAUGAAGAUUAACUCUGAUGCCUAUAGCUCCAGCCUGAAUGGAUGCCUAGCAGAGAAUGGGUCCCUGAAAGUGAAUGUGCACCUGCAGGUGGAGGGCUAUGACAAUGUGUACGCUGUUGGGGACUGUGCUAAUGUUAACGAGCCUAAGAUGGCGUACCAUGCAGGUCUCCACGCUGGGGUUGCUGUUGCCAACAUCACCAACAGUCUGAUGGGGAAGCACCUGGAAUCUUAUCACCCAGGGAGUGUGACCAUGUUGUUAGCCAUGGGCCAUAAUGAUGGAGUGGGCCAGUUCAAUGGGCUGAGGCUUCCCCGUUGCCUUGUAACCCAGGUCAAGAGCAAGAACCUACUACUGUGGAAAAGCUGGAAGGAAAUGGGUCAGGAAGCUCCUUAACGUGUGCCAUACAGAACAUUGUGGAGCGAAGACAUGCGUUUGCCAGCACCGCCUUGAGAGUGCCUUACUCAGGUGACAGCUUGCAGAAGUUUUGGCGUUCUGACAUGACUAUUGAUAUGAGACCAUAUAUUUGUAAAAUAUUUCUACGCAAUGUGAUGCAAACUUUGUACAAUGUCCAUUUUUGCCAAUGAAUGUUAAUGUAUGUCUUGAUUAAAAAAAAUUAAAAAAUCUGAA